UAUGGAGUAUGCAAUGCGAUCUAUGGGACUGGGUUGGUGUUUGAUCGGUUUGAUAAUUUCCUUUUUUGUCUCGGUUUCCUCCAAUCCGUCAGUUUUCUUGCUCCGAGCACCAGUCACGUAGAAAGUGUUUUCUCUGAGACGCGCGAACAUCCUCUACGCACUCCCACUACCUACCACCACGACGUAUCUCCCGCCCACCGACAACUCGCUCCCAACUCCUCUCCCUCCGCUCAGCUCGACCCCUCCUCCGACUUCCAAGCUAUUCACUUACCCGCUAGUUCCCAUACUCAUCUCACCUCACAGCACGACCUACAGCUCUGUUGUGCACCUUCUUACACACCUCUCUUCCUCCACCUCCAGCUCGGCAAAAUAGUCUGCCUCCGCCUCUUCCGCAGCUGCUUCGUAAGCAUGCCUCCCAAGAAGAAAGCGAAGGUGACCGCCCCGCCUGGGGAGGCCCGCACCACACGAGCGUCGGCACGCAAGGCAGCAGAAGCUCCCCCGCCUACUCCUCCCCCGACAACAGCACCGAAGACGGCGACGAACGGACAGCGGAAACGCACGGCGGCUACAAUGGAUGCUGUGGACAAGGCAGUAGAAGUCAAGAAGCCAGUAGUUAAGAAGUCGACGCCUGCCAAGAAGUCGACGACGACGAAGAAGGUGGUGAUCAAGGGGAACAGUACUGAGAAGUGGUUUGACACUUAUGCUGAUCCGGAUUCUGGCCAACUCGACCCGGAGUCUGCUCAGAAAUGGAUGAGCGAUCUAGGCAUUCACCCAGAGGGAGUGUUUCUCUACUUCAUCAUGUACAAGUGCCAGGUAUCUACGCCCAUGAGUAUCACCAAGGAGGAGUUUACUAGGUUCAUGAAUACCAUCAAGGUCAAGUCGAACGGACAACUCCUCGCUCAACUCCCGUCCCUCCUAGACACCGUCCGCCCACGCGUCAAACCGGAGCCAAACCCCGCCUUCAAGCCAUUUUACAAGUGGUGUUUUGAGCAUUUCCGCCCCGAGAACGCGAAGAACAUCGACGUGGAGGUUGCCGGCGAGCUGUUCAAGGUCCUGCUUGACGAGAAACGCUACAAUCUUGACUGGGAGCCGAGCGAAGCCGUUGCCGCGGGCAUGCCCACGCCCGGCGAGUUCCCACAUGUCAACGCUUUCGUCGAGUUCAUCACUACGGAGCCUAGGCCGGUGGCUGUCAUCACAAGGGACCAAUAUGACCAGUUUUACCACUUCAAUAUGGGUGUUUCUUGGAGCUUGAAGGAACACUCUGAGGAGAGUGCCUGGCCUGCCCUGCUGGACAAGUACGUGAACUGGAAGAAAGAGAAGUUUCCCAGCCCCAAGACCUCCGUUGUCCAAGUCAUGGACUACGAAGAGUUAUAACCGGCUACGGCACAAAUUUCCGUCAUUACUGUACUGUACCAUAACGCUUGAGGUUCCGUGUUCUUUGUGGUCUUUUUCUGGCUUCUUUCUUCUUUUCAAUUGGCGUUCUCAUUUUCAAUUACGGUCCGGAUUUUCGAUUCUGUUCGUUUACUCCAGAUUAAAAUGCCUCUUCACUGUGUCUUGUCCUAUUCUUUUGUAGGGCUAGUUAUUUGCAUUGAGUGGGCU
Tricharina praecox is the source of this 1599-nucleotide messenger RNA. RefSeq names its product Cullin binding-domain-containing protein. The record is from RefSeq and is a predicted model, not a curated record. Gene Ontology annotation, molecular function: cullin family protein binding; ubiquitin conjugating enzyme binding; ubiquitin-like protein binding. Lineage: Eukaryota; Fungi; Ascomycota; Pezizomycetes; Pezizales; Pyronemataceae. The transcript is spliced from 4 exons. Gene Ontology annotation, biological process: positive regulation of ubiquitin-protein transferase activity; protein neddylation. Gene Ontology annotation, cellular component: ubiquitin ligase complex. Bases 409 to 1374 code for a protein of 321 amino acids.